GGCCACGUAAGAUUGUUGCCCUGACAACAAAUCAACAACUUACUAAUGUGAUACAGAACUAUUAAUUUUCUCUCUUUUUACUAAGCUUAAAGAUGUACAAGUUGGAUAUUCGUGUGGACACUAAAGAGUCGGCCGCCGUUGAGCGGAGGAGGAUCACGGAGCAGCAGAGACAGAGCAGGAUCUUCAAUGCCAGAGAAAGGACUAUUGGGUUAGACACUAACGUCCUCUCAGAGCAAAUGGCUAAGAGGAAGCAAGACGAGGAUAUAGAGAAGCAGAGAACAGAAGCUCACGCUGCUGAGAUGACCCGAGCUGAUAGAGUCACCGUGCUGUUACAGGAGAGGCAAGACAAAGACAUUAGGAAAAUCAAUGAGGGUGUGAUUGAGUAUCGCAAGGAGCAUCAACGAGUGCGGGACAGACGAGAGUUUGACCUCUACGACCCCGACUCCCUGAAGAAGGACCUCCCAGCACGAGUAUCUGAUGAGGACCCUCGCCUCACUAUAUCAGGAGUGCAGGUCUUGAGUGGAGAGGAUCUCAUGAGUGAGAAGAGGAAGAAACUGCAGCAAGAGCAAACCAGAGAAUGGACGUCUCAACAGAAGGCUGAGAAGGAGAGGCUAGCUAUGGAGGAGAGGGAGGCCAACCGACUGUACGAGCUCAAGGCCUGUGAGAUGGAUCAGAGGGCAGUCAAGUUAGCCAUGGCUGAAGAGGAGGCUAGGAAGGCUCUCAAUACGGCACAGAGAGACUACAACCUAGCAUUGGCUAAAGAGAAGGCUGCCCUCCAGCAACAAGAGAGAGCACAGGAGGAAGACGAUAACUUCACUGAGAUGUGUAACAAUGUCCACGGUGAUAUACUCACUGAGAAUCCUGACGUGGCUCAGAGUGCCUUCGGGUCUCAUCGUGUUAUCCCCGAUCGCUGGAAGGGGAUGAGCCCCUCACAAAUAGAGGAGAUUAGGAUGACCCAGGAGGCACAGAAACAGGAGAGGGCUGCGCAGGCAGAACAAGAGAGAGUCCUGGCUGAGGAGUGGGACAGACGUCGCGUGGUGGAGGCCAAGGCCAGGCUAAUACUAGAGUCACAGGAGAAAAGACGCCAGAAAGAGCUGGCUCUCAAACUAGCAGAGGAGAACAGACAAUUGGCAGCUUCUCAGAGAGCAAGCCGGGAGUACCUGAGCAAGCACGUCUAUGUCAACAGCCCCACCAAGGACUACUUUGCCCAAUUCAAUACCUCAAGUCGAUGAACUCUCAUAGGCAGAUCUAGACUGACUGUAUGAAAGACUAUUAUAUUAUACAUGUACGUGAUGUGUUUCCACAUGUUUUAAACCAUGCAUUUCAGAUCAAUGAUUAUUAGUUGACAUUAA
This is a messenger RNA of Halichondria panicea, 1352 nucleotides long. RefSeq names its product RIB43A-like with coiled-coils protein 2. The record is from RefSeq and is a predicted model, not a curated record. Lineage: Eukaryota; Metazoa; Porifera; Demospongiae; Suberitida; Halichondriidae. The transcript has 9 exons. Bases 93 to 1232 code for a protein of 379 amino acids.